Peromyscus maniculatus bairdii (prairie deer mouse) is the source of this 5962-nucleotide messenger RNA. The record is from RefSeq and is a predicted model, not a curated record. NCBI's taxonomy places the organism in Eukaryota, Metazoa, Chordata, Mammalia, Rodentia, Cricetidae.
GCUGCUGCUGGCACUCUGGCACCCAAGCCUUGCAGCUCAGCAGGAGGUGUCCCCCCCCCCCCCCACCCCACCCCCGCCAGCUUCGGCGCGCGCGGCCUCGGAGCUGCUCUCCAACUUCUCUACCGAGCCGCGCUCCCGUCCUGCGCGCGCUCCCGCGCACCCCGUCUUCCCCCACCCCUACCCCGAGUCCUCCACUCCUCUUCCUUUCAUUCUCACGCUCUCACGCUUCUAGGCCGACGUGUGGAAGUUACAUUCUGGACAGCCCCGGCUGUGAUGCUGAAGAGCUCCGAGCCAGCGCUCGGCCGAGCCUCCCGCCGGGAUCCCCGGCAGAGACCGCCCCCGGCCCGGCGCUGACAUUUAAGUCUGCACUGCUCAAGGGCGACCCGCGUCUCUGCUGCCCCGGUUGCGGCCGCUCUGCACCCCUAGGGACUGGGGUCGUGGUGGGCUGGCCACAUACACACCGGGGAUCUGCACGCCUGGGUGAGUUCCUGGUCUUCCUCGGCCACCCCCGUUACCGUGGAGAACCUGUUUACCCUGCAAACUUGAGAUGUGACCAAAGCAGCCCAGCCUGCCUUGCAGGGUUACGCUUCCGAUCGCAGGGCGAUAAAUUCGGCACUCAGAGCUCAAGGGGAUCUGCUCAGAGGCUUAAAGGGCCUGGAUUCCUAUCACAGACUCACACUGACUGGUGGGUCCUGUGAAGGGCAAAGGAUGGUACUCACUGACGUCACUCCGGCUCCUGUUAUGUAUCUUCCCUACUGAGAGACUCCUGAGAAACAACCGUCCCUCUCUGAGGAAGGAAACAGCCGUGAUUUACCAAGACAAGAAGUAAUCCUCUGUGAUCACAAGAUGAUUCAGGAUGGAUCCUGAAGCUGCCCAGCUGGAGAAGCAGCAUGUGCAUGAUGUGUAUGAAAGCACAGCCCCCUACUUCAGUGACCUGCAGAACAAAGCUUGGCCACGAGUCCGCCAGUUCCUGCAGGACCAGAAGCCAGGCAGCCUCAUUGCUGACAUUGGUUGUGGAACUGGGAAGUAUCUUAAAGUGAAUAGCCAAGUACACACCCUGGGCUGUGACUACUGUGGGCCUCUGGUAGAGAUUGCCCGGAAUAGAGGGGGUGAAGUCAUGGUAUGUGACAACCUUAAUCUCCCCUUUAGGGACCAGGGCUUCGAUGCUAUCAUCUCCAUAGGAGUCAUACAUCAUUUUUCUACAAGACAAAGAAGAAUUAGAGCAAUAAAGGAAAUGGCCAGGGUCUUAGCUCCUGGAGGCCAACUGAUGAUUUACGUUUGGGCGAUGGAACAGAAGAACCGGCACUUCGAGAAGCAGGACGUGCUGGUACCGUGGAACCAUGCUCUCUGCUCCCGGCGGCUCUCAGAAUCCCACCAGUCCUGGGGGCAUCCGUGUGGGCAUCCCAUGAGCCAAGGCCACCAGGGUCCUGGCUCCGCCUGCAGCUGCGCAGUGUGUUUUCAGGGCAGGUGCGAUUCCAAGCGGUCCCACAGCAUGGACGACGGGCCUGCGAUGGCGAGAACCUGCUGUGAAGAUGUUUCCAAGGAAGGCGAGGAAGCAAAUGGAUUGUAUAACAAUUUCGGAAAAUCUUUCCGCUCCUGGUUUUUCUCCAGGUCUUUGGAUGAAUCAACCCUGAGGAAGCAAACUCAAAGAGCCAGACCCAUGAAAGUCACGGAGGGCUGGGCCAAUAGCACUGUGUCCCGUCAGCCUUCCAGACACCCCAGCUUAGACUUACAUCCUCAGGAGACGUUUUCAACAAAAGAACCAAACUUAGAUGAGGUGUUUGGAGACACAUCUUUUCAAAGACACUUGGGCUGGCUGGAAGCACCGGGCACUUCAGAGAACUUCAGGGGACACCAGGGAGGAGAGGGCAGGAGGAAGGUGGGCGGCGAUUUUCUGGACAUCGCUGACAGCAGAGACAGUGUGGCUGCAGAUAACGUCAUUGAUCCUUCUGCCAGAAAAAUAUUAAGGAGAGUUUCUGCAUUUGACUCUACAGAUUCCAAACCAGAAGGCCCAAGCUACGCGGAGGAGCAGCAGGAUGCUCCGGAUUCCCGGGCCUUCAUGCGCUACUACCAUGUGUUCCGGGAAGGUGAGCUGUCCGGACUAUUGCAGGAGAGUGUGUCCGAGCUGCAGGUUCUGAGUGCCGGCAAUGACCACGGUAACUGGUGCAUCAUCGCAGAGAAAAGGGAGAGCUAGGAAUGACUACACCACUUGGGAAGUCAGAGGUGGAUGUGGGCACCUGAAUCAGCAUCCUGUUUCAUUGUUUUCAAAUCCAGGUACAAGAUGGUCCUUGGACACUUUGACCUGAUCCUCUGAGUAGUUGAGUAAGCACAGAACCUGGAGCUUGCUGCAUCCGCCACAGGAUAUGUCUGCUGAUGUGUCAAUAAAAGGAUCUGCGGAAGCAAUAGAAAAUGUACUUCAGGACAGGUUUGAUUUUAUUGCUCCCGGAGAUGAAAAUAUUAUAAUAAGUGUAAGUUGAGUGUCAGUAUUAUCUUUUGGUUUUUAAAUAUUCUGCUGUUAAAUAUCUUUUAGAAGCAGUUUAUAUAUAUAUAUAUAAAACUAUGCUGGCUCUCAGGUCAUUACUUAGAUCUGUUCGGCUGCGGGGUGUGUAUUUGUUGAGGCUUGCUGUGGGGGGGUCUUGCUUUCAGGCUUUGCGUCUCUCUACUCCAAGUCUUCAGAGACGUUCAUACGGUGCAGAGAAACACAAGUAUUGCCCAGACUUUCUAAACCACACGCAAACGUCCUUCAGGAUGAUCACUGUAAAUAAUACCGUCUUCUGCGUUAUUCCAAAGGUUUUUAAAGGCACUGUUAGCAGAGGGUGUGGCUUUGUCUUCGAGCGGGCAGCUGGCACGCCCAAGAAUCAGCAUCUAUGCACACACAGAGGAAAAAGAAUAAAAACACUGUUAGCAUGCAGAGACCACUACGUGGGUGGAAGGCAUUAUCAGUCUUCUGGUGGCAUUUCCCCCAAAGGUAUUAGAAGCAUAAAUAUCCUGCUGAGAUAGCGCCAAAAUUAACCAAAGGGUUUUUGACCAGGAAGUGCUUGUCUGAGAUAUCUGAGAGUCUAAUCAGACCACUUGUACUUUGGCUGUGAGGAAAGAUUUGAAGAGUGCGGUGUAUUCAGCCUUGAUGGACACAUAACUGGGAUUUGUUGUUGCAUGCCCAGGCAUUUACUCUUAAAGGUGACCACAUUAGAUUUACUGUAUCAGUGAUCUAGACAGAAUCAAAACUUACUUGCAGGUUGAAUUUCUGGUACUCUAUAGAGCAGUGAUUAGACCGGGCACUAUUGCUGCUUUUAUAUAGAUUUAACCUCAGGUCUGUUUAAUUCUAUGUCAUGGAUCCCCAAGGAACAAUUUAUGACAUAAAUAAGGACCAGACUUGAGAGAAACAAAAAAUAAGUUGGCCAAGGAAUACGGUUCCAGAUCACCCUUUAAUAAGCAGAAAAUCAAAUAGUCAUCAUACUUUCUGGACCAAUGUAAUGAUGGAUAUUGGAUUAAAAUCCAAUCUUCAUUUCAUUUUUUUUCCCACUACAAAAUUAACAAAAAUUAUAAUGCAUCACAUUUAUUUGGUGUUUACCCUCUUCAGGGAUUUUGCUAGAACUUAACAGAACGAAGCUGCUUUGGAAGAAAAUUCAAAGAUGGUUUUAAAGCUGUAUUGGGGAAACCACUGAGCCCCUUCUUGCUCCAAAGUCAGAUCGCCUCACCCCGGAUGUGGAAGUGGUACAUGGAAUUUGCACUUUUCAGUGCAUGUUUUGUAUGGGAAGCAAUGGCAAUAGAUGUAGGGAUAAGGUAGAACUUAGAAUUUAAGGGAGUGUGCCUUCCAUUUUUCAAAUUAAAACAUGAAACUGCAUGGACAGGUGGCUUCCUGGGAGAAACAGUAACUCCAAACUAGUAUUGAUGACCUCUUUAUUGGGGUCCCCUCCCCACCCACCAGGUCUGUUGUCCCUACACCCAUUUGUCUUUGCUGCCAGACACCACCUCUCUCUGGUCGGAGCAUGCCACUUAAAGGUCGUUAUAUGGAACUCAGUUCAUUAGGGCGUGACAGGAUGGCUUGCCAGCUAAUAUGUCUGAGCAAGCUCAUAAAAUAAAUAUACACACCACUUUAUAGUAAAAGGCCUUUGGAAUGGUUACUGAGAGAGAGAUUUUCAUACAGCGUUGACAGAGCUGUGAACACGAAUAAUAGCAAUCUUGCACUUUUCUUGUCUGUAAAGCACAAGAAUUCUAUGCACCCAGAUGUUAUAUCGUAUAUUCAGCAAAACUAGUGAGUGGGUAACCACCCUUGGGGGGGGGGGCUCCUUGUGAAAAGCACUGCUACGUUCAAUUUUUGCCUUUUGAUGAUAAAAGCCAUUGAAAAUUCAUGUAAAUAUCUUGACCAUGCAAAAGCUUGCUCAUCUCCAUGGCCGUCCUCAGAGAGAAACACAAGUCAUAAAUGAGUCUAACUGGAGACAGUGUGUGUCCAUCAGCCUUAACCAGCUUGUGUGUAGUGUUCACUGAUAUGCCUGACGUGAUCUGCAAACCUUCUCCACUGCUCAUAGGCAAAAUGAUAUUUUCCUAGUUCCUUCCUGACAUCCACACAGAGUCCCCCUGUCUGACAUGGGUGGGGGGAAGGUUAGGGAAGUUCUUAGAGAAUCCUUAAAGGUAAGACUAGUGGUGCCUCACUGGCUUACAAGGGAACUUUAUGUAAACAGACAAAUGUGUUGAUACUAACAAAAGAUGCAAUCAAGGUGAUAUUUUCCCAGAGACCAAGUGAUGGGUUAGUUUCUCUGGGUUAUUAGGUUUUGGGGGUUUUGUUGUAUGGUUUUGUCAUUUGCUUAUUGGCAGAGUGAGGAAAUUGGACCAGUGUGCUAUGGUAACUAUGGAUCAGCUGCACACAACACUGGCAGUCAGAUGGAUUUGAUCCUUCCCUCUUACCAUAUGUCCCUGUACAGUCUAUCACUCAUUCCUGUUUCUAGUUUUCCCCAGCUCAUCCAUCGUGAUCCGAGAUACCAAAGACACCUGACCUUCAUUCGAGUCGCCAGAAAUGGAAGGCAGGCCAGAGAGGAAAUUAUCCAAAUGUAAAUCAGGAAUGUGAAUGUAUGUGUAUACUAUUUGCCACUGAACAAAGGAACACUGGUGGGUCUUUCAAAUAUAUGGGCUCCCAGGAGAACAGAAAACGGAACUACAGUUGUACCUGGUAUGGGAGAAAAUGCCUUAAAAUGAGGUGUGAGGGGCUGGAGGGGUGGCUUAGUUACUUAGGGGGCUUGCUGUUCCCUGCAGAGGACCUGAGAUUGGUUCCUAGUACCCAUGUUGGGCAGCUUAUAAGUGCCUCUUCGGGACUCCAAGGGCACCUGCACUCACACUCACACUCAGAAAGAGACAGAUAGACUAACAGACAGACAGACAGAAUUAAGGCAUAGAAAUGAAUCUUAAAAAAAAAAAAAAAAAAAAAAAAAAAAAAAAAAACAACUGGGCUCUGAACACCCAGUGUGGGAGAGAGAAGGAAAUUAGAGUGGAUGUUGGCUCUACAGCUACAUUAUAAAGAAACAGAUUAAGCCAAGCCUCCCUUUCUCCGAAGAUAAAAAUUGAGAAAUAAUAACAGCAGCUAACUAUAGUAGCCAAUGUUUAUUAUUUUGUUUGUAAUCCUCUCCACAGCUCUCUCAGAUAAAUACGCUUACAUUCCCGUUUUGCAGAUAAAAUUUAAGACAGAAAAAAAGUGUGCUAAAUCCUCAGAGUCUACAAGGACAGGAACUAUCAUCACACAUUUAGUUAAAGGUGGAGCUAAGAUUCAAUCCCAGAUGCUCUGGCUCCAGCCUGGGUUUAUAACCACAGUUCCCCACAUGCGCACCUGCUGGGUCCCAGGCUUCUUGCUAAAUAGGUAAUAAAGUAUUCAGGGUUAACUAUGAUGGUCCCCUGUUAAGCAGGUUAAAAAAAGACUAUGCAUCUCUCUCCCCCUUUGUUUUUUGCUUGUUUGUUUAUUUUGUUUUUGUUU